AAAAUUAUUAUUCCUGUAGGAUUACGCGAUAAUUUUUAUUAUUAAAUUACACAAAAAACUUUUACAGAAUGUCUUAUGCAGUAAUAGAAUUUAAUGAUGGGGGUGGUGUUGCAGUUAUCAGAAAUACUUGGUUAACGCCUCGAAAAAAAGAAGUUUUUUGGCCACCUACGAAAGAUCAAAAAACAUUUAAUAAAAUUUUGGCAAAUACAGUAUAUGCAGAUACUGAAAAAUGGAAACUGUAUUCAGUACAAAGAUGUUUAUUUGAAACUGAUGAUUUACAAAAAGCUCAACAAAAAUGCAAAUUGUCAGAAGACACAUCUGAUUUACAAACAGAUAAUCAAGAAGUCGAAUCAUUUCCUGUUAAACGGAAAAUUAAUGCGCCUCGUCGAUUUAUAUCAGGCGAAGAGGAAGAAGUGUUGUCCUCCACAAUCGACCUCCACAAUUAAAAAAGAAGUUUUUGAAAGUCAUUGAAAAAACUAAUGAAGAGACUUCAACUCUUAGACAAAAUUUGCCCAAUGCAGAUUAUUCUGAAGCUAUAACUGCAGAUCAUAGAGACAAACACAUAUAUAAAGAUUAUACAUAUAAAGCUAGCACGCAUAAAGAUACAUGCAUGACAGAUAGUUCAGAUGGUUCUAUAGCAGAUUUGACCGAUACUAAUAAUAUAGUCACAGAUCAAAAUCAAUGUAUUCUAAAAACACAUAACGCAUCGAGAUUUCCUGCAGAUAGGCACAGAAGAUUUUUCAAGGAUAGUACGCCAUCCAUCACAUCUAAUGAUAGCUCAAUAGAUUCAAAAGCUUUUCAAGAGAAGAUUAUUUCUCUUCUAUCUCAUAUUAAAACGCAGAAUACACAGCUAUUAGCUCUUUUACAGAAUAAAGAGGAAAUAUUACCCCUCCAAGAUUUUGGUUUUCAAUUUCCUAUGAAAAGUUUACAUGAUGUUGAUUAUGUAGAACAAAUACUUAAAGAAAAGACACAAAUAGAUAUUCUGAAUGCUUCUCUAUCUACAAUUGGUGGACGAGAUGUCUCUUCAAAGGUCGCAAGAAUUCUAAAAUAUCUUUUUAUAGAUGCAUUGGCAGCAAAAUUUAGCUUUUAUGGAAAACGUUUAAAUAAACGACCCUUUUCAGAUUUAUGUUUGAAAUCUGUAAUUAUAGAUUCCAUCAAACGUAAUACACCUGGCGUGAACAACAAGGAAAUAGAAGAUAGUAUUAAAAUAUGGCUAAAGCACGCUCCUGACAGAGAAAAGAAUCGAGAAAAAAGGAGGAAACAGGAUGAAUAAUAGGAUGAAAUUAUUUAUUUUUUAUUUUAUUUUUUAUUUUAAUAAGAGUUAUUAAAAAUGGCAGAAAAAAUUACAUACAGAAAAAAAAGAAUUGUAAGUACCCGCCAGCUAUACCGACGAGUAGCAGUAGAUAUAAAAGAUACUUGGAAUGAAAUGCAGCAAAAACAAAUUAAAAAUCAACAAACUAAUAAAAAAAAAUGUAAAUAUGUCAUUGAUGAUAGUGAUAAAGAUAAUAUUGGUAAUAUUAAUAAUGAAAAUGCAAUCUCAGAUAUUUUCACUAAUAAUUUCAGUUUUAUAAAUGAACCAAUUAUUAUUAAUGACAUCUGUAGAGGUCAAGAUUUUGAUAGUGAAACCGAUAUAUUAUUAUUUAAUAAUAUAGAACGCAAGUUUUCAAUUAAAGCCACACCUUAUUUAUUUAAAAAUAGUGACGAGGAAAAUUUUUUAUUUCAAUUAAGGCGUUGGG
Vollenhovia emeryi is the source of this 1736-nucleotide messenger RNA. RefSeq lists its product as uncharacterized. Lineage: Eukaryota; Metazoa; Arthropoda; Insecta; Hymenoptera; Formicidae. Bases 611 to 1273 code for a protein of 220 amino acids. The record is from RefSeq and is a predicted model, not a curated record. The transcript is spliced from 7 exons.